AUGCCCAAGGACUUAGGAGCUGGACUAUAUGCCCGGGUGAUCAGUCUAGUUCCUUUCGGAUCUCAGAGUAUAUCGUCGAAUAUUAAGGCUAGGUCCACCAGCGAAGUUUACGAGCUCACUGUGGAUUAUGAUCUGGCUAGUGCCGCGACCGAGGAGAAGGGCGAUGUCAACUUCCGUAAUGAGAUCACUAAUAGUCCCGGCUCCAAAAAGCGCAAAAGAUGGUUCGGAGCUUACGAUAAGUGGCUCAAGAAAAUAACUACGAUUAUGAAAGAUGAGAAGAGUUCCAUCCCUCUGGAUUACAUUGAAAAGAUCAAGCUGUUCCACGCCCAUGCUCAGUGCCCCAAGACUAAUAUAGAUGCAAUAUUCGAUAUUGAUGCCGACAUCUCACUGGCUUUGGAUGGCCAAUACGGUUAUUACUUUGAGGGAUCUAUCCUACCUACACCCACGCUGAUCUCGGCGUACGGUUAUUUCUCUAUCGCACCGAUGGCCGCGAUUCUCAUUACUCUCAGAGCAGAGGCCGUGAUACAGUCCGACAUAGGUGUGGUCGAACUCUUUAGUGCAGGAUUCCCCGGUCUCUCUGUGAAGGGUCUGAUCAGCAUUAGUCCUGAGCUGGCUUUGACAGGCCAUCUCAAAUGGGACCGCACCGAGGUAUAUUUCCCUCAGGAUGUAGCAGUGACUCUUACCCCUGAGGUCCGAUUCGGCAUUUCCGUUCUUGGGGGCGACCUGAUGUCGGGAUAUGUGACGGCGGGUAUUGCUAACACCAUCAAGCUGGGUAUAAAUGCCACUGCAAGUGUUUCGGGUGAUGGUUCGACUAGUGCCGGAUUCUGUUACUGGGCAGACUUCGUCUAUUCCAUCUUUAUCCAGGCAAAUGCCUCAUUUAUCGAUGGCGCCGCCUAUUAG
This is a messenger RNA of Penicillium maclennaniae, 900 nucleotides long. RefSeq lists its product as uncharacterized. Lineage: Eukaryota; Fungi; Ascomycota; Eurotiomycetes; Eurotiales; Aspergillaceae. The transcript is spliced from 6 exons. Bases 1 to 900 code for a protein of 299 amino acids. The record is from RefSeq and is a predicted model, not a curated record.